Molecule: messenger RNA, 1593 nt
Organism: Exophiala spinifera
Lineage: Eukaryota; Fungi; Ascomycota; Eurotiomycetes; Chaetothyriales; Herpotrichiellaceae
Exons: 2
Coding region: 1-1593 (530 amino acids)
Biological process (GO): rRNA processing; negative regulation of transcription by RNA polymerase II
Cellular component (GO): nucleolus
Molecular function (GO): DNA binding
Source: RefSeq, a predicted model, not a curated record
AUGGUCUCCUUCCAGUGUGAGGGAUGCGGAGACACGCUGACCAAGAAGAAACUCGACGGCCACCGCAACCAAUGUCGGGGGGCAAUGUUUACGUGCAUCGACUGCAUGACGACUUUUCAAGGCACGAGUUAUAGGGCGCAUACGUCGUGCAUUUCCGAAGACCAAAAGUACCAGGGCGCAUUGUACCGCGAAAAGCCCUCGAAAGCGGCCAAAAGAAAAUCAGUGUCGAUUGUCGAGCCCGACCAGAGCAAGGCGUUGGUCCCGCGCACAGCAUACGUUGAAGACGCGCCCGAUGUCGAGACCCCUCCCCAUGUUCCUACCCCUCCACCAGCAGUGCCGGACUCAAAUGGCGACAGCGUCUUCGACUACAUGGUGGAUAGCAGUACGGCAGGAACACCACAGAUCAGCUUCGCGAGAGACAAGGGCGAAAUGUCGAUGAAAAGCAGCGCGCCCUCGAUCUUCACCAACAGUCGGCCUUCGAGUCAGAAUGGUCAUAGAGACGAAGCGGGCCUUCACAGUCAAGAGUACGAGGAGCACGGAUACACAUGGGGAGCAGAGCCGGUCAAGCCGCGCGGAGCGUUGAACAUGAACGGCAGUGCUCUGUCACUGGAAUUCAUGACUCCUGCCGCCAAACAAACAAAGACACGACUGGACAAGGAUCGGCCUCGAGCACACAGCCGGACUGAGAGUGGCGAGAAGAAACGCAAGCGGGCAACAGACGACCAACACCACGACUUGGAUCGAGAUACUCUGGUCGUGGACACUUCCAGAACAGAUACUCCUGGGAUCGUGCACUCUGGACUCACGGGCGGUUUGAGUCGCAUGAUCACCGAGGACGAAUAUCCAUUCCAUCGAGAGUCAGAUACGGUCGACAGGAGGUCAGCGGUGGAGAAGGACCGCCACAGUCGACGCGCUCACAAGCCGGAAGACCCCACGUCGCCCUUGAAGCGCACUCGACAUACCAAAGAAGACACGAACGGCCUAGGUAUCUCGAUCAAAGGACGAGCUGUCAAGGCGCUCUCUAUGGUCGGCGGUGCGCUGCUUCCCGGAAGCCAAUUCGAGGCUCAACAAGCCAACACUCGUGUACGGCGAAGAGCAAGCUCUUCGGAUCACGGUCAAAGCCUGACCCGAGUCCGUGAGGGAGAGAAGCGUGAGAGGAAGAAACACAAGGUUCAUCGGCACAAUGGCACAGCGUCCGCGAACAUUCGCCACGAGCACCGAUCUCGGCGCCGCGGGAACAGUGAUGAUUCGUCACCGAAUGAAGCCACCACGAGGAAACUCAAGGCCAUUGAGUAUCGCAGACACGAUGACUCAGCUUCAGACUCAGAGGACGGCGGCAGGCGGCGAGGCAGCGACAAAGCUAUGGUCGUUUUUGGUGAAGAGCAGAGGAUGAGGCAUUCCUGUCAGGAUUUCCUUGCCAAUGCUCCGGGCUUGGAGUCGGACAAGGGCUACUCGAUCCAUAAGAUGCUCAAACGGUGGCACAAACAGAACGAUGUGAGGAGCGGAUCCGCCAAAGCAGAUGAGGAAAGUGAGUUGUGGAGGGCGUUACGCAUCAAGAGAAACGAAAAGGGCGAGUAUGUUCUCGUGUUCUGA